AUGUGUAAAAACUGUCAGUUGGCCUGCAACCUAGCCAGUCCGCCCCAGCAUUCCCGGUGUCAUUGUACACAAAAGAAUUUUACAUAUGGACACAAGUGUAUAGAGCCGACACUUUCUUACAUACGUACGAUAUGUUUUGUAUGUCAAAAUCCAUUGUGUUGUUUCUGCUCAACGUGUUACCAGAAAAUUAGGAGGCAGUCUAGAGCUAGUCGAUCACCAAAUUCAGCUAUUGCUAGACACUAUGUAAGAUAA
Molecule: messenger RNA, 252 nt
Organism: Macrosiphum euphorbiae (potato aphid)
Lineage: Eukaryota; Metazoa; Arthropoda; Insecta; Hemiptera; Aphididae
Source: the annotation of a GenBank genome assembly